UUGUGACACAGGAGGGAAUAUUCUCUCAUACUUUAAGCGUUGGUCUUAAUAACCUCUUAUGGAAAGCGUAAAACUGUUAACUUUAUGUGACGACAAAUCUUGCUGUUGCUUAUCGCCAAAGAGCACGGCUGUUCUGAUAUCUAUAACAAGUCUUAUGGCGUGUUUAUUUGAUGUGCUACCGAAUGAGUCUGACGAAGCUAGUUGCGUCGAAGCACGUGAACAUUUGAUUACUCUUCGAAAACUGCUGAUAACGUUGUUUCAGAUGGCUAACGUGCUUCUGCUUCUGGGAUCUAUUGUUGAGAGCGCGAUAUUGUUACAAAUUUACCUUUGGUACAUGCUGGCGUACAUCGUGAUAAGCUUCGUUUUGGCCAUCGUGGAAUUUUGCUUCCUUGUCAAGGAGGAGGGAGUGCGGAGCUUCGCUUCCUUUGUGCCUGAAGUCUUGUUCCUUUUUGUAAUAUUCCGCUGCUUACCCCUUGUGGACGUGUACAGGAGGCGACUUGAAGCCAUUGAAGAGUCAUAUUAGCAUCA
This is a messenger RNA of Pararge aegeria (speckled wood butterfly), 528 nucleotides long. RefSeq lists its product as uncharacterized. The transcript is spliced from 4 exons. The coding region runs from base 59 to 523 and encodes 154 amino acids. The record is from RefSeq and is a predicted model, not a curated record. NCBI's taxonomy places the organism in Eukaryota, Metazoa, Arthropoda, Insecta, Lepidoptera, Nymphalidae.